Naegleria gruberi is the source of this 372-nucleotide messenger RNA. RefSeq lists its product as uncharacterized. The coding region runs from base 1 to 372 and encodes 123 amino acids. The transcript is spliced from 2 exons. The record is from RefSeq and is a predicted model, not a curated record. NCBI's taxonomy places the organism in Eukaryota, Heterolobosea, Eutetramitea, Acrasida, Naegleriidae.
AUGAAAGGAAACUCAACCCAAACAAUCACCCGAUCGAAUGCAAAUUCAUCCUCAUCACUGACACAACCAAUAUUCGAUAAUUCAAGUGAUGGAAUAUUGACUUCAAUCCGAAGAGGAAAUAUCAAACAUAUAGAGCAUGCCAUUGCGCAUCGUGAACACAUUCCCGAUCACUAUUUUAAUAUUCAUGUGGCUGCAGAGUGUGGAGAGUUGAGUAUUUUGGAUUUAAUGAUUAGGAAAAUACCAUGCAAGGAUAUUAAUGCAGUGAAUGGAGAGUAUGGAAGAAAUGCUGAGGAUGAAGCAUUGAAUAGAGGACUUUCUAAUAUUGCUGAGUUGAUUGCAAGAUUUGAAAAGAAUUUGGUAAGUUUAGUUUAA